Macroventuria anomochaeta is the source of this 778-nucleotide messenger RNA. RefSeq names its product actin depolymerizing protein. Gene Ontology annotation, biological process: regulation of actin filament polymerization. Lineage: Eukaryota; Fungi; Ascomycota; Dothideomycetes; Pleosporales; Didymellaceae. Gene Ontology annotation, molecular function: actin filament binding. The transcript has 3 exons. Bases 69 to 527 code for a protein of 152 amino acids. The record is from RefSeq and is a predicted model, not a curated record. Gene Ontology annotation, cellular component: cortical actin cytoskeleton; site of polarized growth; actin filament.
CACGACCACCCCUGCAAUCUGUACAACACUCAUCCACACCCCUGCCACAAGCAAGCAAACGGUGCAAAAUGCCAGCUCCUAGCGACAUCCUUUCCGACCAAGACAUCAGCAAGGCCUACGAGGAUGUCAGAAGCGACAAAUCUGAGACCACGUGGCUUGUUCUAAAAUAUGAAUCCGCGACAAAGGACAACCUGAAGCUGGCUGGUAGCGGCACAGGCGAUAUUUCCGAAAUGGUUGAGACUUUGGGCGAUGAUGAGGCGGCGUACGGAUACGUGCGCAUGAAGUUAGGCAACGAUGAGUACUCCGAACGAGUCAAAUUUGCGUUUGUUGUCUGGGCGGGUCCCAACACCAAGAUCAUGCGAAAAGCCAAGAUGAGCUUCCAAAGUGGGCAGGUCAAGCAAGUCAUCCGAACAUACGCAGUAGAGAUUCAGACAAGUGACAAGAGGGAGCUGGAGGCAAACACAGUCACUAUGAAGCUGCGAAAAGCUAUGGGCGCUAACUACGAUCGACAAGGCUCAAACUACUGAUUAUUCCCCUGCAAUAUCCUCUAUUUACUACUAGUGUAUUGCUAGACCUAGAUCGAAGACAAGCAAUGGCCAGGUCAUUUUGGGCAAAGGCCUAAACAUCAAUUCGUCGGGCGAAAGCAAAAAUUACAAGCAUAUCAAAAACCCUGUCGGGAGUACUGGUCCACGUCAGAGGCUCCGAUAGCGUUUAUGCUCCACUGGAAAAAGAAAUAAAGACCAUAAUCAAUACCCCACCCGAAAUCAUCACAUUCUGG